CUGUCUCCCCGUCAGAGCUCACCGGCUCUCGCGCCAACCGGCCACGCGAGAUCCACAACUUCGAGCCCCGCGCCGGCAGUGGCCAACUUCGCUCCAAUCGCCGUUUACAUGCAGGCCUUGACGUCGCAAUUGGCGACAAACUCGCAGCAACCGAGCGUCUGGCCCGUGGCCAGCCACAGUCGAGAGCCGGCCGAGGUGGCGGCUGCCUGGUCCUGUAAGAUACAGUUCAACCCGGGACUCGAACCAGAGCAUGCUCAUGUCGGACUCGACGCCGACUCUCCGCGUCGCGGUGUGCCGACGGGCCGACGGGACACAGACUCAAGGUCGUUGCCAAGCGGCGCCGGCUCCGCGAGGAGGUACAGCCGAGGCUGGUGCGCCAAAUCGGAGACGGCAACUACGAGCAAGUUGUGCGGGUCUGCGGCAGGGGGGGAGGGCAGUUGGGUGGAGCGGGAGGAGGAGAAGACAACCGGCGGCCGAGGGGAGUGGUCGGCAGUCGACUUUCUGGUCAGCCUCUGCAUUGCCGGCAGGUUCCAGCACAAGAAUUUGGUACAGCUGCUCGGCGCCAUCACAGAACAGGCCUCGCUGCCGUGGCUGAUGGUCAGCGAAUGGGUGCCGCGCGGACGACUCGACUGUCUCCUCAAGCGGGUCAGUGAGUCGCUUAGCAACACUGCCUCUUGCGACAAGCAGGAUUGGCCCGACUUUUCUUUUGAUAAUUCGGUAGACAUUUGUGCUGAACAUGAGGUGUCGUGGAUGAGCUAA
Molecule: messenger RNA, 759 nt
Organism: Protopolystoma xenopodis
Lineage: Eukaryota; Metazoa; Platyhelminthes; Monogenea; Polystomatidea; Polystomatidae
Source: the annotation of a GenBank genome assembly